CCCUGGCUCAUACUGUAGAGCUCCCCGAGGAGGAUGGGCCCACCCCAAUGCAGUCAGAGGACUUAGCUCAGCCAGCAGAGCUCCCUGAGGAGUCUGGGCCCACCCCAGCCCAGCUGGAGACCCCAGUUCAGCCCACGGAGCACCCCGAGGAGGCUGGGUCCACCCCAGUCCAGCCAGAGACCCCGGCUCAGCCUGUAGAGGUCCCCGAGGAGGCUGGGUCCACCCCAGUCCAGUCAGAGGCCUCAGCUCAGCCAGCAGAGCGCCCUGAGGAGACUGGGCCCACCCCAGUCCAGCCGGAGAUCCCAGUUCAGUCUGUAGAGCACCUGGAGGAGGCUGGGCCCAUUCCAGUGCAGCCAGAGGCCCCAACUCUAGUUCCAGAGUUUCCUAUGGAGUAUCUACCUCAAACUCCUGAAAAUGAUGAGAUGCUAAGUCAACCUAUAAGCCACCAUCCAAGCUAUUUCAAGUUUGCCAGUGUCACAUAUAAACCUGUGGAUCUGGAACUUACCAUAACUCCAGAGCCGGCUAAGGAGGUUGAUUCUUCUACAGCCCAGCAGGAGGUCCCACCUCAGCCUCUUGAGCAUACUGAGGAAGCAGAACCUCCUCCAAUCCAGCAAGAGACCUCAGCUAAGCCUCCAGAGGAGGGUGAGCCUUCAGGUGAGCAGGAGCAACCAGCUCAGCCUUCUGAGUCUCCUGGGGGGACUGAACCUUUUCUAACUCAGCAGGAGACCCCAGCUCAGCCUUCAGAGCCUCCCGAGGAAGCUAAGCCUCCAAGCGUACAGGAACAACCAGCUCCGCUUUCUGAGCCUAGUGGGGAAUUUGAACAUUCUCUGACUCAGCAGGAGACUCCAGCUCAUUCCUCAGAAAAUCCUGAAGAGGCAGAACAUUUCCCAGCUCAGCAGGAGACCCCAACUCAUUCCUCAGAGAAUCCUCAAGAGGCAGAACAUUCCCCAGCUCAGCAGGAGACCCCAGCUCAGCCUACAGAGCAUCCUGAGGAGGUAAAACCUGCAACUCAGCAGGAGCCCCCAGUUCCGCUUCCAGAGACUUUUGGAGAAGCUGAACCUUCUUCUUCAGCCCAGGAGGAGGCCUCAGCUCAGCCUGCAGAACUUCCUAAUAAGGCAGAAUCUUCAAUCCAGCAGGAGACCCCAGCUCAGUCUCCAGGAGAGAUACAACCUUCAGCAGCCCUACAAGAACAACCAGCUCAGCCUCCAGAGCUGCCUUCUGGGGAGGUGGAACCUGCUCCAACCCAGCAGGAGCACCUAGCUCAACCUCUAGGGCAUCAAUGGGUGACAGUUUCGCCUCUAGGUCACCAUCAUGUUCAACAUUUAAACCUGCCCAGUGUUAAACCUGCAGAUGUGCAGGUUACCAUAACACCAGAACCCACUCCAGAGGUGGAAACUCUGCCAGUUCAGCAUGAGGCUGCAGCUCAGCCCUCUGUGCCCCUUGAUGUGGAACCUUUUGCAACCCAGCAUGAAGCCCCAACUCUGCCUCCACAGUCCCCUGAGGAAGCUGGACAUUUGCCAGUUGAGCAGGAGACUCCAACUGAUUCCCCAGAACCUACAAUACAGGAGAAACCUCCAGCACAGCAGGAGACCCCAGUUCAGCAUCUGGAGUAUCCUGGAGAAGUUAAACCUCCCACAACCCAGCAGGAGGCCCCAGCUCAGCAAUCACAGGCCCCUGAAGGAGGCGAACCAUCUUCAACCCAGGAGGAGGUCCCAGCCCAACCUCCAGAGACCCAGGGAGAGAGAGAACCAUCUCCAUCCCAGGAGGAGGCUCCAGCUCAGUUUCCACAGACCCCUGAGAAGGGUGAAUCUUCAGCCCAGGGGGAGAGCCAAGGUCAGCACCCACAGACCUCUGAGGAGGUUGCACCUUCUCCAACCCAGCAGGAGGCCGAAGCUCAGCGCCCUCAGGUCCCAGAGGAGAGUGAGCCUUCUUCAACCCAACAAGGGACCCCAAAUCAGUAUCCAGAGUCUCUUGAGGGGAUUGAAUCUUCUCUGGCCCAGUCAGAGGCCACAGUUCAGCAUCCAAAUCCCCUUGGGGAGGUUAAACCUUAUGCAACAUAUCAGGAGGUCCCAAGUCAGCAUCUACAGACUUCUGAGGAGGUUUACCCUUCUGCCACCCAACAGGAAGCUGCAGCUCAGCAUCCAGAGCCUUCUGGUGAAGUUGAACCUUCCCCAACCCAACAGGAAGUCCCAGCUCACUCUCCAGAGCAUCAUGUGGUAACAGCUUCUCCUCUAGGUCAGAGUCAAGCUCAGGUUCUGCUGUUGCCCCAUGUCACUGUUAAACCUGUGGAUCUGGCACUUAAUAUAACUCCAGAGUCCACCAAUGAGGUUGAAACUUCUUUACCCCAACAAGAGGCCCCAGCUCAGUCUGCAGUGUUCCCUGGGCAGUUGGAACCUUCUCCAAUCCAGUCAGAGGCCCAAGAUCAGCUUCCAGCCCCUCCUGAAAAUGUUGAACCUUCUCAGAUCCAACAGGGAGUCCCAACUCAGCCUGAAGAUCUUCCUGAGGAAAAUGAACUAUCCCCAAUUCAGCAGGAAGCUGCAGCUCAGCAUCCAGAGCCUUCUGGUGAGGUUGAACCUUCUCCGGUCCAUCAGGGAGGUCCAACCCAGCCUGAAGGUCUUCCUGAGGAAAUUGGUGUUCCUCCAAUCCAGCAGUGGAGCUCACCUCUGUCUCACAUGCGUGUUGUGGGUGUAGAACCUUCUCCAGUCCAGCAUGCUGUCCCAGCUCAUCAUCCAAACCCCAAUGAGGGGAUUGGGCCUUCUCCAGUUCAGCAUGAGAACCUAGCUCCGCCUCCAGAGUCCUCUACGGAUGUUGUAUCUCAGCCUCCACUACAUCAUGAGGUGACAUUCUCACCUUUAGGUCCCGGUAAAGCUCAGUAUCCACUGUUGCCCAAUAUCACAGUUAAACCUACAGAUCUGGAUGUUUCCAUAACUCCAGUGCCAACUAAGGCUGAACAUUCUCUAGUGCAGCAGGAGUUCCCUGCUCAGGCUCCAGUUACCCCUGAGCAGGCUGAAUUUUCUCCAACCCAGUCCAAGCCUCUUUUCCAGUCUCCGGAGAUCCCCAAAGAUAAAUCUCCUCCAGGCCAACAAGAGGUCAUAGCUCAGACUCCAGAUCCUCCUAAGGAGGUGGAACCUGCUUCAAGCCAAUGGGAGGUCCCAGCUGAGCCAUCAGAGCCCCUUAAGGAGAUUGAACCAUCUGCAAAUGAACAUGCAGUCUCAGCUCAUCCUCCAAAGCCCACCAAGGAAGUCAAACCUGCAAACCAACUGGAGGCCCCAGCUCAGUCUCCUGUCCCCCAGCAGGCCUCAACUAUAUCUCCUGAGCCCCCUAAGGAGAUAGAACCUUCUCCCACACAGCUGGAGCCCCCAGUUCAGCCUUCAGAGCCCCCUAAUGAGGCAGAAUCUUCUCCAACCCAGCAUGGGGCCCCAGCUCAGUCCCCUGUCCCCCUACAGGCCCCAGCUACAUCUCCUGAGCCCCCUAAGGAGGUAGAACCUUCUCCCACACAGCCGGAGGCCUCAGCUCAGCCUUCAGAGCCCCCUAAUGAGGCAGAAUCUUCUCCAACUCAGCAGGAGGCCCCAGCUCAGUCCCCUGUCACCCCACAGGCCCCAGCUAUAACUCCUGAGCCCCCUAAGGAAGUGGAACCUUCUCCCACGCAGCUGGAGGCCCCAGCUCAGCCUCCAGAGCCCCCUGAGAAGGUAGAACUAUCUCCAGUCCAGCAGGAAACCCCAGCUCAGCCUUCAGAGCCCCCUAAUGAGGCAGAAUCUUCUUCAACCCAGCAGGAGGCCCCAGCUCAGGCCCCUGUCCCCCUGCAAGCCCCAGCUAUAUCUCCUGAGCCCCCUAAGGAAGUGGAACCUUCUCCCACACGGCCAGAGACCCCAGCUCAGCCUCCAGAGCCCCCUGAGAAAGUAGAACCAUCUCCAGUCCAGCAGGAAACCCCAGCUCAGCCUUCAGAGGCCCCUAAUGAGGCAGAAUCUUCUUCAACCCAGCAGGAGGCCCCAGCUCAGUCCCCUGUCCCCCAACCGGCCCCAGAUAUAUCUCCUAAACCCCCUAAGGAGGUGGAACAUUCUCCCACACAGCCAGAGGCUCUAGCUCAGCCUCCAGAGCCUCCUGAGAAGGUAGAACCAUCUCCAGUCCAGCAGGAAGCCCCGGCUCAGCCUUUAGAACUCCCUGACAAAGUGGAACCUUUUCCAGUUUCUCAAGAGACCCAUUCUCAGCUUCCACAGUCUCCUGAGAAGGUGGAAUCCUCUCCAGUCCUGCAAGAAGCCCCAUCUCUGCCUCUAGAGCCCCUUAAGGAGAUAGAACCUUCUCCAACCCAGCAGGAGGCUCCAGCUCAGCCUCCAGAACCACCUAAGGAGGUUGUAGCACAACCUCCAGUCCAUAAGGAAGUGAUAGUUCCACCUCCAGGACAAGAUCAAGCUCAGUAUUCACAUUUGCCCAGUGCCACUGUUAAACCUGUUGACCUGGAGCUUACUGUAACUCCAGAGCCUACUACGGAGGCUGGGCAUCCUACAGCCCUGCAGCAGACUCUAACUCUUCCAGAGGACCCCGCGGUGACAAUUCCACAUCCAGAGCAUGUUCAGGCUCAGCAACCAAAUUUGACUGAAGUCACUGUUCAACCUUUAGACCUGGAGCUUACUGUAACUCCAGAACCCACUACAGAGGUUGAACCUCCAACCAUGCAGGAGACACCAGAUCAGACUUCAGAGCUGCCUAAGAAGGUUGUAGGUCAGCCUCCAGCAUAUCAGGAGGUGACAGUUCCAACUCAAAGCCAAGAUCAAACUCAACAUCUAUUAUUACCCAACAUAACAUUUCGACCUUUGGACCUGGAGCUUACCAUAACUCCAGAACCCACUACAAAGGUUGAGCAUUCUCCAACCACGAAGAAAACUACAGCUCCCCCAAAGGACCUCGAAGUGACAUUCGCACACCUAGAGCAGAUUCAGGCUCAGCAUCCAACUUUGACUGAAGUCACAGUUCAACCUUUGGACCUGGGGCUUACCAUAACUCCAGAAUUCACUAAGGAGACUGAACUUUCUGUACCUACGCAGGAGAUCCCAGUUCAGCCUCCAGAGAAACCUAAGGAGUUUGUCGUAGCUCAACCUCCAGUAUAUCAGGAGGAGACUGUUCCAACAUCAGGUCAGGAUCAAGCUCAGCAUCCAUCAUCACCCAAUGUAACAGUUCAACCUUUGGACCUGGAACUUACUGUAAGUCCAGAACCCACUACAGAGGUUCAACAUUCUACAACCCUGAAAAAGACUACAGCUCCUCCAAAAGACCUUGAGGUGACAUUUGCACAUUCAGAGCAGGUUCAGUCUCACCGUCCAACCUUAAAUAUAGUCACAGUUAAACCUUUGGACCUGGAACUCACUGCAACUCCAGAAUCUAUUACGGAGGUUGAACAUUCUUCAGCCAUGCGUGAGACCGCAGAUCAGCCUCCAGAGCCACCUAAAGAACUUGUUUCUCAACCUCCCAUGUAUCAAGAGGCAGUGGUUCCAACACCACGUCAGGAUCAAGCUAAGAAUCUGUGGUCAUCAAAUGUGACAGUUCAACCUUUGGACCUGGAGCUUACCAUAACUCCAGAAUCUACUACAGAGCUUAAACAGUCUACAACAGUGCAGCAGCAGCAGACUACAACUCCUCCAAAGGACCUUGAGGUGACAUAUCCACAGUCAGAGCAGGUUCAGGCUCAGCAUCCAACCUUAAAUAAAGUCACAGUUAAACCUUUGGACCUGGGUCUUACCGUAACUACAGAACGUACAACAGAGACUGAAACUUCUCCAACCACGCAAGAGACCCCAACUCAGCCUCCAGAGCUACCUAAGGAGGUUGUAGUUCAAUAUCCAUUCCAUCAGGAAGCAACAGCUCCAACUCCAAGUAAGGAUCAAGGUCAGCAUCCAGUUUCAGCCAGCGUCACAUUUCAUCAUGAGGACUUGGGGCUUACCAUUACUCCAGAACCUAUUACAGAGGCUGAACAUUCUACAACCAUGAAGAAGACUACACCUUCUCCAAAGGACCUUGAGGUGACACCUGCACAUCCAGAACAGGUUCAGAGUCAACAUCCAAACCUGACUGAAGUCACAGUUCCACCAAUGGACCUGGAAAUUACUGUAACCGCAGGAUCCAAUAUGGAGGUUGAACCUUCUCCAACCAUGCAAGAGACCCCAACUCAGCCUCCAGAGCUACCUAAGGAGGUUGUAAUACAAUAUCCAUUCCAUGAGGAGGUGACAACUCCAACUCCAAGUAAGGAUCAAGGUCAGCAUCUAGUGUCACCCAGGGUUACAUUUCAUCAUGAGGACUUGGGGCCUACCAUUACUCCAGAACCUAUUACAGAGGCUGAACAUUCUACAACCACAAAGAAGACUACAACUCCUCCUCCAAAGGACCAUGAGGUGACACUUGCACAUCCAGAACAUGUUCAGAGUCAACACCCAAACCUGACUGAAACCACGGUUCUACCUAUGGACCUGGAAAUUACUGUAAGUCCACAACCAGAGUCAUCUGAGACAGUUUUUCCCCCAACCACCCAGCAUUCAGUGGUGCAUUUUGUAAAAUACACCCCAGAAAAGGCACGCACAGCUUUAACUCAGCCACCAGAAGAGAAUGCUACCAUGAACAUCAACAUAUGUGAGCUCUGUACCUGCAAAGAUGAGACGCUGUCAUGUACUGGUUUCAGCCCAAAGCAGAGGCUCCGCAGAGUGCCUGUACCAGAGCCCAACACCUACAAUGGCACCUUCACCAUCUUAAAUUUCCAAGGAAAUUCUAUUUCUUACAUUGAUGAAAAUAUAUGGAAGGCAUAUCGAUGGGCUGAGAAACUAAUUCUCAGUGAAAAUUCUUUGACCGAAUUACAUAAGGACUCUUUUGAAGGCCUGCUAUCCCUCCAGUAUUUAGAUUUAUCCUGCAAUAAAAUACAAUCUAUUGAAAGACGUACAUUUGAACCACUACCCUUUUUGCAGUUUAUAAAUCUUGGUUGCAAUUUGCUCACAGAACUGAGCUUUGGAACAUUUCAAGCCUGGCAUGGAAUGCAGUUUUUACACAAGUUAAUUCUCAAUCGUAAUCCUCUGACAACUGUUGAAGAUUCAUAUCUUUUUAAAUUGCCAGCAUUAAAAUAUUUAGACAUGGGAACGACACAGGUGACCCUUUCAACAAUUGAGAGCAUCCUCAUGAUGACCCUUGAAUUGGAAAAACUGAUUUUACCUAGUCGUAUGGCCUGCUGUCUCUGUCAAUUCAAAAAUAAUAUUGAGGUUGUCUGCAAGACAGUCAAGCUGCAUUGUGACAGUGAAUGUAUGACAAAUGCCACACAUUGUGAUGAAGAAGUAUCUAUAAGGAAUACAGAAGGCUCAUUCAUGAAGGUAUUGAAAGCCCGGAAGAAGAGCACCAGUACUGAGCUGACUAUUGAGCCAGAGAAGGCAUCCUCAGACAAAAAUAGUGUCAGUCUAGCCUUUAUCAAUGAGCAGCUAGACUUUAAUGAUGAAAGUGAUGUUAUUAGUGCGCUGAAUUACAUAUUGCCUUAUUUCUCAGAGGGAAAUCUAGAAGAUGUAGAAUCAACAUUAUUACCAUUCAUUAAACUUCUGUUUUCAAAUGCACAAGAUGGAGACAAGCCCACGGGUCCCUUGACACACGACACAGGAAGCCUAUCUCUUAAACCUGGACCCAACAAUUCAACUUACAAAAAUAAACUGAAGAAACUCUAUUUUCUGGAAAAUUUGUUAGAUGCAGAAAUUCAAGAAAAAAUUGAUGAGGUGAAAAAGAAAGAAAAAACUGCCAUGCUUAUACAUUCCGGUCUUUUUGGUCCCAAAUUUAAACGCCAGAUCUUUCCAAAGAAAUUGGAAACUGCCCAAGCACAGGAAGAGAGCCUCGCCAAGGCUGAGCAUGUAGGGAAAAAGAUGCUGAGAGUGAAAAAGGUCAUCAAGGGCCCCAAGGGCCUACGGAAAAGGUACUUCAAAGAAAUGAGCCGUCAGAGCAACCAGAGGAAACAGAAUGCCCAGCCAUUUGUGGAGAACAUGGCCAAAGAAAGAAGGCUCGGGAGACCAUCUCCAAGGGAGCUGGAGCAGCUUCACAUGGCGCAGAGGCCCAAGAAAUUAGUGGGAGACUCCUUCAAUACAGAGCCUUCAUUCAUAAAGGAGCACAAGGCAGCAGUCUCUUCCUUCCUGAAACAAUACUCGUUGGGCAGGCCUUCUGCCUCCACUGCUCCGAAAUCCCUACCUGAGGUGAAAAACAAAUCAAAAGACUUAACCUACACCAUUUUUGUUUUAGAGGAUGCAAAUGCUAGAGUUAGGAAUAUGAAGGCUCCCAGACCAGUCUCACAUUCCGGAAAGAAGUACAUCUUUCAUAAAACUCGCUCACGUGUGGUCCACAGAGAACCUAAGGCCAAACGCAAUCGAAAAUUCAAAAAGAAAAGUCCUCUCAGAAAUAGACUGAUGCUGGCAAAGAGGCCUCCAUUCUCUGCAGUCAGGAGCCUCAUAAAUUCCCCCUCACGGGAGGCUUUUUCAUCUUCAGGAGAAAUGAGUUCUCAGGAAAAUCCUUUUCCGGAAUUAUUUACUCUUUCAGAACCAAUUAGGGAAAACACUACUGUGGAAAACACUACUGCGCAGAAUGUUUUUGAAGAAUCUAUUUCUGCAGAAAAUAUGACUGUGCCAGAACAAACCCUCCCUGAAUUCGGGAACCAUGAGAAUCUUCCCAGGGCACAUUCUGCAGCAACCGGAGACAACUUUAUGCCAACUGUUAAACAAAUCAAUGAAACACAAUGGGAAUACCACAACGUGGGCACCGAAUUGCCCCCGAAGCCCACAGAGUUCACUGUGUCGAAGCACUCAGCCACAGGGGAUCUAUUUGAAAUUCAGCUAAACCAGCAGCUACGGUCCCUUAUCCCCAAUAAUGAUGUGAGAAGGCUCAUUUCUCAUGUUAUCCGGACUUUGAAAAUGGACUGCUCUGAGACCCACGUGCAACUAGCCUGUGCCAAGCUCAUCUCCAGAACAGGCCUCCUGAUGAAGCUUCUCAGUGAGCAGCAAGAAGUAAAGGUGUCCAAAGCAGAGUGGGAUACGGACCAAUGGAAGACUGAGAACUAUAUCAACGAGAGCACAGAAGUCCAGAGUGAACAGAAAGGGCAGGAGUCAAGUGAGCUCACAAAAGAAGUUCCAGGUUAUGGCUAUAACAACAAACUCAUCUUGGCAAUAUCUGUGACUGUAGUAGUGAUGAUUUUGAUUAUAGUUUUCUGUCUCAUUGAGAUUUAUUCUCAUAGAACAGCAUCAGAGGAAGGUAAAGAAGGAAACUCAAGGGGCUUCUUUCGGUCUCUGCUGCGGAAGAGAUGCUCAUCCGAAAAUGAGAAUCAGGAGGGCUUUUUCUGGAGAAGGCGGCCACUUUGGCUUCGGGACAUGUACAGACCUCUCAAUGCCACACGCAAGAAAAACAUGGCACAGAAGUUACACGACAAGGAUUCUUCUGAUGAGGAUGAGAUUUUCAACAAGGAACCAGGAGAGAAAAGUGAAGCCCCAGCAGAGAAGGCUCAGGCCACAGAUUCGACUGCUGAAGAGCUGGGUGAGGAGAGUGAGACCGCCGCAGAGACCGUCACGGAGUGAGCCCAUCCUGCCUCAGGCCGCCUACAGAGUUUAUUUUCUGAUAUUGGCUUCUCAGCGUUGCUUGUAAAAUACUUAUUUUUCUCAUAUUAAAAGGUAUAAGUUCAUAACCAAUUCUAGCCACGUGGUAAGGAAUUAAAAUGGAACCAGUUAAACAUGUAUUAUUGAGAGAACAGGGGCCACGGGCACG
Messenger RNA from Lontra canadensis (Northern American river otter), 9756 nucleotides. Its product is annotated as leucine-rich repeat-containing protein 37A2-like. The transcript has 17 exons. The record is from RefSeq and is a predicted model, not a curated record. Gene Ontology annotation, molecular function: protein binding. Bases 48 to 9569 code for a protein of 3173 amino acids. Lineage: Eukaryota; Metazoa; Chordata; Mammalia; Carnivora; Mustelidae.